AUGUCUUUCGCAUCCAAGCAGCCGCCCAGUCUUUAUUACGAGACAACUCGUCAGAUGGCUGAGGCAGAGGUGUUGGCUCGCACGUGUUCCAAGGAAAUGUGGAGUUCUGAGCAGUGGAGGGAAUGGUGCGAGCAGCUGCAAGGCAAUGCCAGGAUCGAGAAAGCACCCUUGCAGCUGCACCCACAGAGGGAAGAGGAGCGUGCCAAAGUCAAAGAAAGCGAGCUGGUAAGACUGGAAGUCAGCGCAAGGCCCCCGGUGACGGAGUACCAUGGCUUCCCAAAGCGGACUCCGAAGUCCUCGCGCACGAUCUGGGAGCAGCAGGCCCGCUGGAAGGAAAGCACUAACCAUGCUCCCGGCAUUCCUUCGGACUGGCUGGGUCGCCAGCUUCUCGCGGCUUUGGGGCAUGUGCCCAACAAGGAGAACGAUCUUCAUUCCAACAUUGGCAAAGCCAUCGAGCGUUUGGAAGGCAUUGUCUUGGGCGGGCCAACUCUACUCAUCACUGCCUUUGCCCGGAUGGAGGAACUCCAUCCUAUCGGUGCCAUCCGGCACUUUUCGGUCGGCUGGCGCUGGGACUACCAGGGGUCGCAGACCGCCGGAAGUCAUUGGAAAGCCAUCCACAGCUUGUUUCGACAGGUGGCAGAAGGAAGCAAGAAGGCCGGAGGCAUUGCUUAUCGGGGUCGCAGACCGCCGGAACUCAUCCACAGCUUCUUUCCACAGGUGGCAAAGGAAAACAAGAAGGCGAGGACCGAGCGUGUGCCGAGCGACUCGUCGGGGUUGGUGGCAGAAGGAAGCAAGAAGGCGAAGACCGAGUGUGUGCCGAGCGACUCCUCGGGGUUGGUGGCAGAAGGAAGCAAGAAGGGGUCGCAGACCGCCGGAACUCAUUGGAAUGCCAUUCACAGCUUGUUUCGACAGGUGGCAGAAGGAAGCAAGAAGGCCGGAGGCGUUGCUCAUCGGUUGGCUUGCGACUCAGGGGUCGCAGACCGGACUUGCACGCUUCUACGCUCUUUCGGUGGUUCAUCACUUCACUGUGAGGAAGUCUACGAGACGAAAGAAGUCUACGAGAUCUUUCAGAUGCUCGAAGCCUCCCAGGAAGUCUACGAGACGGACGACCCUGAACAGAAGAACGAAGCCUCCCAGGAAGUCUACGAGAUGGACGACCCUGAACAGAUGAUCGAAGCCUCCCAGGAAGUCUACGAGAUGGACGACCCUGAACAGAUGAUCGAAGCCUGCGAGGAAGUCUACGAGACGAAAGACCCUGAACAGAAGAACGAAGCCUCCCAGGAAGUCUACGAGAUGGACGACCCUGAACAGAUGAUCGAAGCCUCCGAGGAAGUCUACGAGACGAAAGACCCUGAACAGAAGAACGAAGCCUCCCAGGAAGUCUACGAGAUGGAUGACCCUGAACAGAUGAUCGAAGCCUCCGAGGAAGUCUACGAGACGAAAGACCCUGAACAGAAGAACGAAGCCUCCCAGGAAGUCUACGAGACGGAAGACCCUGAACAGAUGAUCGAAGCCUCCGAGGAAGUCUACGAGACGCGCGACCCUGGUGAGAUGAUCGAAGCCUCCCAGGAAGUCUACACGUUGGACAGCCUUGGACAAGUGAUCGAUGCCGACGGCUGCGUUCACAUAGAGUACGUAGAGGCGGAGCACGCAGACAUUUGGAGGUUCAUGGUUGCCCUCGGCGAGGGCAUCCGCCCUUUGCUGGGGGCCGCAUGGCCCACGGGAUCUGCAGGUGCAGUCGUCCAAAGGUUGGCGGCAUCCCUGCCUCAGGAGCUUCGCUCCAUGGAGGGCUUACGCCGGCGAAGGCAAAUUCUCCUCGAGGCGCUCUCGAGGGCAGGUCUUUCUGCGCCGGGCGGCCGGCCACGUGCUGGCGGACACAUGGUGGCAAAGCUGCCGGAAGACAUCGACGAGGGGGAGUAUUGUUCGGCCCUAGAGCGACACAACGUGGCUGCGGAGGCCGGCUCUGCGCUGGGAUGCCCCGGCUGCGUCCGCCUCUGCUUCUCCCAGAGUUUCGAUCUUCUCGAGGACUCGGUGCCCGUGUUCGCCACUGCUGUACAAGAGGUGCGGCGGGGCGUCCGGGGCGAAGCUGCGGCAGCGGCGGCCAAGAAGGCUGCCAAAGCCCGGUCCAAGUCCACUCAACCCUCGGCUGAGCAGCGAGCUCCCCCAAGAGCCGACGAGACGAUGCCCGAGGAGGCUCCCAUCACCGCCGCUGAUGAUGCUGCUGCUCAGAGAGAGGCGCCGCCUGCGGAGGAGGUGUCAGAGCGCUUGGAGGCGGAGGCUGCAGAGGCACCCGAAGACGAAGCAGCUGAGGUGGCCGACGAGCCUCCGCCGGAGCCCGCAGCAGAGGCAGAGGCGCCAGAGACGCGGCCCAGCACCAGUUCCUCGGAGCCUCCGGAAAGCGUGGAUGCAGGUCCCCAAGGAGUCGAGCGAGAGGCCGAGAUAGACACGGCUGCCUUGGCAGCUGCUGAAAAGCGAGGAGAUGCCGCGCCGCUUCCGGCACAGCUGCGCCAAGGCGCCCGGGCUGUGGCGUGCGUGGCGCAGCUGAGUGGCGCGAUCACCACGGAGCUCAUCGCCCAAGCCGGGUUCGAACUCAUCAUCGUUGACCACGAGAAUGGCCCGGGCGACUUUUUCUCGGCGGCGAAUCUCGUGAGGUCUUCUGUGGGAGCGGGAGCCCACUGCAUCCUCCGGCUACCCUGUGCGGAGCACACGCAGGUUUACCGAGCUCUCGACGCCGGAGCUGAAGGUCUCCUUCUGCCUCAGGUGCAGAGCCGAGGUGAGGCCGAGGCUUUCGGGGCCCUGGUCCGAAAAGUCAGCGAGCGGACGCGCGACGACGAAUAUCUUGAGUGGCGGAGCUCGCCACUGCCGCUGCCGGAAGCUGCCACGGCCGGGGAGGAAGAUCCGAUCCCGGUACCCCGACCAUUGGUCGCAGUGGAGAUGGAUCCCAGCUGUACAAUCGAUGUGGCUGAGGAGCUGUUGAAGGCCGAUGGUGUAGAUCUGGUCUUAGUAGAUCCAGAUCGCUGCCUAGAGUCGAUCCUGGCAGAGUAUCGCGUGAACACGCCGGCACCCGAGGACGCGACCUCGUCACAAGGCUUCCCACCGCGUGUGCCGCUUGCGUCUGGCAACGCUGAGAGCCCUCGCGCCAAGGACCACGGCAAGUUUCCACCAGAUUCCAUCGACAUGGUUCGAAUUCUAGGAGCCAGAUGCGCCGGGAAAUACCCUCCGUUCCGCCACUCCGCCGCCUGGCCCACCACCGACGACGACCCGCGCUCCCCAGCCGCGCCGCCGAGCGAAGGAAGCUCGUUGGCUGCAGCGCCGGGUGCCCAAGUGCUCAUGGGUGCACACGGCCGCACGGCGCCCUUCGAUCUCCUGGUCCAAGGCCACAGCGUGGUGGCGCUUUGUGCCGAUUUGGCACUCCUCCGUGAGGGGGCUUAUCGCCACGUGACGGAGAUGAAGAGUGAGAGGCAUCAUGGCGCUCAGCAGCGCCAUUGGGCUGCACCCUUGGAGUCGGCGAGGGCCAGGCUGGCCACCAGUGCCCUGGUGAGCCAACUAAGGAGGCAGAAGAAGGCCGUGGCUGCUUUCCUCCACCUGGGCGAUGCCCUUGCAGCCGAAGCUGUGGCCAACGCCGGCUUCGAGGCCCUGGUUCUCGACCAUGAGCAGGGACCGGGCGAUUUGCUCAACGCCGUUGGCCUGGUUCAUGCCGCGGCGAGUGCUGGAACUCAUCCUCUGCUUAGAGUUCCCAGCAACGAUCCGGGAUACCUGCGCCGGGCGUUGCAGCUGGGCUUCGAAGGGCUGAUCCUGCCCAUGACGGAGACGGCGGAACAGGCAGCCCAGUUCGUGGCCAUGGCCCGCAGAUCCUUCCCGGCCAUGUCUUCGCUGAGAGGCGCAGGUGGUCCGGGGGCCGCAGCUGUGCGAAGCGCGGCACCCGUGGCAAGCCAAUUCCUGCGUCGUCGUGGCGAAGAUUUGCUGAUGAAAGCCGUCCAGGUCGAAACUGAGACGGGUUUGGCGAAUGUGCGCGACAUCGCCAAAGUGGAAGGACUUGACAUGGUCUUCUUCGCCCCCGUCGAGUUGGCGGCUUCAGCGCCCAGGGGUCAAGAGGCUGGGCUUCUCCUGGCUCUGGAGACCGCUGAGGCCGAAGUCAAGAGGGCCAAGAAACUCCUGGGAGGCAUGUUAGUCCCGGGCCGGUCUGCGGAGAUGAUGUUCGCCGCCGGUUACGACCUGGUUUGCACCACCAGCGAUGUGAUCUUGGUCCGUGCCGCCGCAGAGAACAUCGUGCGGGAGGCGAAACCGCCCGCCACGGGGCCCAAAGGUGGCCUUGUGCGCUUCGUGACCUCCGGACGGGAGGCCAAGUUCGCGCGCAACGACGAGACGCUUGUGGCGAGGCUGAAGAAGUCCAGACAGGCCCGGGCUUUGGGCGCCCUCGUGCGCCUGGGCUCCGCUGCGGCUGCGGAGCUCGUGGCCGCCUCCGGCUUCGAGGUCGUGGUGCUAGAUCACGCCCGCGGCGCCGAAGAUCUGUUGGGAGCUGUGGCGCUUGUCCACGCGGCGUCGCGAGCGGGUGCACACUCGCUGAUGCGCGUGCCAGCCUUGAGCCAAGCGCACCUGCGGCGGGCUCUGCAGGUCGGCGUGGAAGGGAUCAUCCUCCCUGGAGUCGAGUCCGCGGAGGAGGCGCAUGCUUUGGUGGAGUUGUGCCUCUACCCUUCCAGGAAUCUUCGAGAGGACAGCCACGCUUCCGAGGCGCGCUUGAAGAAUCAGCCUUUCCGCCGGAUGGACUUCAGCUUCGCUCCGCCACUGGUCGAGUUCUACGGCCAAAGGGUGGCCGAAUUCAGCCGAAGGCAGGGAGAGGCUCUUCUGAUAGCGGCGCAGGUGGACUCGCCCGAGGGCGCCGCUCGGAUCCGCGAGAUCGUGAAGGUGGAGGGGAUUGACAUGAUCUUCGUGGAUGCCAUGCGGCUGUCAGGAGCAGACGUUGAGCGCAUUGAGACGGCCGCGAAGAAGCAUCACAGGUUGCUUGGGGGCCUUCUUGUACCUGGCUGCCACGUCGAGGACAUGUAUCGCGCAGGCUACAAGCUUGUUUGCGCUGCUAGUGACCAUGGUCUGCUGGCGGAAGGCGCGAAGGCUUGCCUCAAGGCCGAGCGACCGGCGGAGUGA
Symbiodinium sp. CCMP2592 is the source of this 5142-nucleotide messenger RNA. The record is from the annotation of a GenBank genome assembly. Lineage: Eukaryota; Dinophyceae; Suessiales; Symbiodiniaceae.